Messenger RNA from Chionomys nivalis (European snow vole), 4548 nucleotides. It is a transcript of the gene Hpcal4, whose product is annotated as hippocalcin like 4. The record is from RefSeq and is a predicted model, not a curated record. Bases 264 to 839 code for a protein of 191 amino acids. The transcript has 5 exons. Lineage: Eukaryota; Metazoa; Chordata; Mammalia; Rodentia; Cricetidae. Gene Ontology annotation, molecular function: calcium ion binding.
GUGUCGUCUUCGAGAAGCACAUAGUGAUACAAGAGCUGGGGAGGCGGCUCCGACGCGAACCUUACAGAGCACGGCGUCCACCUGCUAGCCAGCCUUGUCCCAGCGGCCGCCCAGGCUCGGAGCCAUCCAACGAGUCAGCGAGCGGCCUCAGGUGGACAGCUAUCUGGAGGGCCCGCCUUGGGCAAGGGACCUCCACUUCAAGCCGGGUCCCCAGUUCAAGGAAGGCGGUACAGCUGCCUUCUUACCCCUAGCUCAGGCCCACCAUGGGGAAGAACAACAGCAAGCUGGCCCCCGAGGUGCUGGAAGACCUGGUGCAGAACACAGAGUUCAGCGAGCAGGAGCUAAAGCAGUGGUAUAAGGGGUUUCUGAAGGACUGUCCCAGCGGCAUCCUCAACCUGGAGGAGUUUCAGCAACUCUACAUCAAGUUCUUCCCUUACGGAGACGCCUCCAAGUUUGCACAGCAUGCUUUCCGCACAUUCGACAAGAACGGCGACGGCACCAUCGACUUCCGGGAGUUCAUCUGCGCCCUUUCUGUCACCUCCCGUGGCAGCUUCGAGCAGAAACUCAACUGGGCCUUUGAGAUGUACGAUCUGGAUGGCGACGGGCGCAUCACGCGCUUGGAGAUGCUGGAGAUCAUCGAGGCUAUCUAUAAGAUGGUCGGCACCGUGAUCAUGAUGCGCAUGAACCAGGAUGGGCUCACACCCCAGCAGCGCGUGGACAAGAUCUUCAAGAAGAUGGACCAGGAUAAGGAUGACCAGAUUACUCUGGAGGAGUUCAAGGAGGCAGCCAAGAGCGACCCAUCCAUUGUGUUGCUGUUGCAGUGUGACAUGCAGAAGUAGACUGGUGAGGGGCGGGGUCCCUGGCCAGGACAGGCAUGGCACCACCCAACCUGAUGUCCUCUCUGCUGGCCCAUUCCCAGGGGGAGGGGCCUUCCAGCCUCACUCUCUAGGUCACCCACUCCUCUGCCCAAGCCUUUCUCUCCUCAGUCAAGUUCCAUGAGGGACCACCUCAUCCUGCAAAAGAGACGGGUCCUCUCAAGUAGCCUGUCCUCAGAUAGUCUGUCACUAGCUCCACCUCUAGCCUUGGCCUAGGACCAACAUCCUUUGGGCUUAGGGGAGUUGGCUUUUGACCCAAGAGGCGAGGUUAAGGAGGGGGCUGAGGGCAAUCCUGUUGUUCCCAGGAUUCUGCUCUAAAUAAGCAGUGUGGUCCCACAGGCCCCCAGUCAAGGGACCAAACUAGCUCUAUCCUUUGCAGAUUCCUUGAGAGGUGGUCUCUGCCCUGCCCCCCUUGACUCCACCUGGCUCCUCUGGCCCCACCCUUGGGAACGUUCAUUGAGUCCUUUUCUUCAGCUAAUGCUUGUUGAGUCCUUGUUCAAUGCCAGGCACCUGAAGGUGCUAGGAAUACGGUUGUUUACAAAAACACAUCCCAUGCCCUCUGAAAGCUCACAGGGUAGUGAGACAACUUCCAAGGGCUGAGGUCUUAGUGGGACACAGCGGAGAUGAGGGUGUAAGGCAGCUGGCAAGUUGUUGGAACAAGCGUGCCCUCCAGCUGCGCCACCCAGGGCUGCAGAAAGACCAGAUGAAAAGCCUAUGGGAGUUUAGGUGCCACAUGGGUAGAAAUUUUAAGAAAAAUGAAAAUUUAUGUAAUAUUUAUUUUUUUAGGGCCCUUUCAAAGAGCUAAAAUCAUUUUACUAGACUAUUAAGAUAUACUCUAUAUUACUUGGUUUCUUAUAAAAAAUGACUUAAAUGGAUAUAAAAAUGCUAAUUUUCAAGGGGGGAAGUGUUUAGGCAAAAGGGGUGGAGGCACCAGCAGACUUUGAGAACCUGCGCUCACCCAUCAGCAGUCCCUGCUGCUUCUGCUACUUCCUUUUCUCGCCCCUUUUCAAUCCCACAAGUGACUUUCUGUCGCACGGUUUGGGUGCUGGCGUCAGAGGUGGAGAAAAGGUUUGCCUUGAGCCCGAGCAGUUCAUGUCCCACAUCUCAGCGGCUUGUUUCUGAGUUUGGCUGGUUUCAGGGACUGGCUUGUUCCUUCACAGCCUCAGCUAGAAGGAGCUGGAGGAAAAGGAUCAUCCGGCCACUGUUCGGCCUUCUGGGUGGCAUGUAUGGACCAAAUGCCUAAAAAAUAUGCUGGGCGUACUCCAUGAGAAAGGCUUUUUCUGACUCCUCCACCCUAGAUCUGCCAGGAGAACAAAUCUGUCACCUUCCAGGCUCAACAGCUAGGCUUUCUGAACUUUGGGGUCUAGGAGCUAACUAUUGUGUUGCAUGCUUUCCAGAGAAACCUAUCGUGCUUCUUCCAGUCCUUCACGUUCAUCUCGCCUGUGCUUGUGAUCAGGCAGGAGUUAGCUUUGACGUGCAGUGACAGUUGACUUCCUCCUGAACUGCUAGGAAAACUGCCUCAUGUUCUCAGUCAGGGUGGGAGUAGAGAAAGCCUGUGAAGCCGGGGCGUGCUGUGGUGGAGAUUGCCCUGCAGGAAGGAUGCUGUUUGCCUCUCUCUCUCUCUCUCUCUCUCUCUCUCUCUCUCUCUCUCUCUCUCUCUCUCUCUCUCUCUCCUGAGUGCUCACCUCCCUGCUGCUAGAAACUUUUGGAGAUGCUGACCCGUGGUCCAAAACUCUGUCAGACCUUCCUUCCUUAUGGUAUUUGGAGGUAGCAAGCCACCUUCUUCCUGUCCUACCUAUCCAGGCCACGUGGUGAGGCUGAGGAAUUCAUAGCCUCAAAUGAUGCUAGCAGGUGUUUAUCUGGUGACGCUUCUUGGGGCUGUUCUAUAGCGCUCAUGAGCUGCCUGUUAAGUACGUCUUGUGCUGUCGUCAGCACCGCUCAACAGCCUGGCUCAGCUGGGACCUGAAUUUCCUAGUGACAAGCUUUUCCUUCCCCCCAAAUGUCUCACGGCAACCAGAAUUCCUCGGCUUUCAGAGGCUCGUAUCUAUUUGCUUCUCAUUUUGUCCAGAGAGAUGGCUUGGAAGCUAAGACUAAGGGUUGAAGGUGGGGAGGCCUCUUGUGUGAGAGCAAGUAGUCAGGAGAUGACACAAUGCCGAGACUCGAACACUAGGUUCUCUAAGAGACUUUUCUCUGCCCUGUUCAUUUUUGCAUCUGUUUGUUCAGAUGUUCACUGCAGGACAAAUUGACUUUUGUCUUUCCGAAGCUUCCUGCCAAGAAGUUUCUGAGGCUAUAGUCUUCCAAAAAAAGACGAGGAACUUGAAGUCUCUCCAUUUUCAAGCAUCUUCUUUUCUGCUUCCGGGUGGCUUUGCAUAGACCAAUGCCAUUCUUGGAGGCUGCUAACCAAAUUCCAGAAGCAUCUUACAUUGUCUUCCCCACUCUCUUCCUCCCUGAGAGAAUCGCUUUUGUUUUUCCAAGCUAGUAGGCAAGUUCUUCCCAUGUGACUGAUCACUCCAGGCUUCAGGCUGCCUAUUCAUGGGCAGUACUUGUUACUGCCAAGGGUCUCUGCCUUCCUGCUGAUGGGAGGAGCCACAGGCAGGUUAGACCUUGCUCCCACACUCUCUUGGGUGUCUACAGCACUGCGUGCCCAGGAGACCAUAUGGUAGAGCACCCGUCCCUGUCUUGAGAAGAGCGAUAGGUCCCCCGUCUCUGCUCCAGCUUAAGAAGAAGCACUUAGCACGAAGCACAAGGUUAGCAGAGAUCUAUGCAUGACUUGCACAGACAUGAAAACACACAGGCAGUCAAAGCAUUGAUAGACCCAAGUUCUCCUUUGAGGUUCUGUAUCCUCUUCCGGGGAUUCUGUGAAUCGCGUUGGUUCCAGAUUCAGCCUCCUCAUACCUGCUAUCCUCAUUCAUCCUCUCUGGCUAAGCGAUGAGUCCCUUAUUUCUCAUCUCUAAGACUCAUCCGCGUAGGCUGCUUAGCUCAGGUGCCACUCCAACCCGGGCAGCUGCAUAAUUCCUGACUUCCGUUUAAGAAGAUGAAAACAAAAACAAGCCUGUUAGCAAAGGCACUAAUUCUUCUCUGCCCUGGCAAUGGUGGAAGCUCAGCAGCAGAAAUUCAUUUCACAUGGGAGGUCGUGGGAGCAAGGAAAGAGAGGAAAGAGAGCCGGUCCUCCCAGGCAGGGCAGGAGUAAGCUAACACUGUUGAUAUUUUUACACAAAAACUUAGGAAAGCAAAAGUCAUUUCCUGAGGAUCCACCCAGGAUCUUUGAGGAAAGAUCAGUGAGGCUUUGUGUUGACUUUGGAAAUCACCGUAGGGUUACAAAUACAUUUCUUACAUAGCUCCUUCAUUGUUCUUAGAGAAAGAAAUAAUUCAUGUGCUCAAUUUGAAAGUCUUAGAGAGACAUGGGCUUUUUUUUCUAGACUUUCCAUGGUUUUCUCUUCUUAGCUUUGUCAGAGUGUGGGGUCAGGGCAAGGCCUCCCAGGAUGCGUGAGUCUCCCUGCUUAGUGGAGGCUGACCAGGUCCAGGGCCUUCCAGUAACAGCAGGGAGGAAGCAGACCCCCGCUAACCUCCAGAUGUGCCGCUUCUAGCUGCGCCCACAGCAACCAUCUUCACUGACUAAUCCUGUGCGUGUGGUGUGUGUUUUCCCCACUGACAAUGAAUAAAAGGCGUGACU